Messenger RNA from Penicillium macrosclerotiorum, 540 nucleotides. Its product is annotated as cytochrome P450. The transcript is spliced from 2 exons. NCBI's taxonomy places the organism in Eukaryota, Fungi, Ascomycota, Eurotiomycetes, Eurotiales, Aspergillaceae. The coding region runs from base 1 to 540 and encodes 179 amino acids. The record is from RefSeq and is a predicted model, not a curated record. Gene Ontology annotation, molecular function: monooxygenase activity; oxidoreductase activity, acting on paired donors, with incorporation or reduction of molecular oxygen; iron ion binding.
AUGACCCAUCCAGAGUAUAUUGAACCGCUAAGGGAGGAAAUAGAAGCGGGACUAAAAUUGACUGAAAACAAUUGGACUGUUGUUUGGAAACACACCCCUAAGCUAGAGAGCUUUACCCGGGAGACAUUGCGCCUUAAUCAACCUUCCCUCGGGCUCACCGUGAAACCUGGAACUUUGAUCGCCUUGCCCACUCGCGAUAUUCUCCGCGAUCCGGAGUUUUACCAGGAACCGGAGAAGUUUGACGGAUAUCGCUUUUAUGACUUCUCAUCCGAGACCACUGAUCCCCUUGGUUCAGUCACACCCUCUGAGACCUGGUUACCUUUUGGUAUCGGAAUAUCAGCAUGUCCUGCGCGCAAACUUGGACUUCGCACUGCUCAGAUGUUAUUCGCAAAAACCUUGUUGGCAUACGAUAUAGAUUUCGCCAGUGACAAGGAUCGCAAACUCGAUCUGGAAGUUCUCCAAGCACUGGACCUCAGUCCUAAUCCCCAAAUCAACAUGCGUGUUAGGGUUCGAAUGGGCUUUUCGGACAAGGAGGAAUGA